Recurvomyces mirabilis is the source of this 1293-nucleotide messenger RNA. RefSeq lists its product as uncharacterized. The record is from RefSeq and is a predicted model, not a curated record. Gene Ontology annotation, molecular function: alpha-1,6-mannosyltransferase activity. Gene Ontology annotation, cellular component: mannan polymerase complex. Gene Ontology annotation, biological process: protein N-linked glycosylation. Lineage: Eukaryota; Fungi; Ascomycota; Dothideomycetes; Mycosphaerellales; Teratosphaeriaceae. Bases 1 to 1293 code for a protein of 430 amino acids. The transcript is spliced from 2 exons.
AUGACUUGGACUCUCAAGAAUCCCGCCUAUCGAUAUGAGGUGUUGACGGACGAGAAUGCUGUCACAUAUGUUGAGCAGCACUACGGGCCCAAUGGCUUCAACAGACCAGACAUAGUCUCGAUCUACAAAGGGUUGAGCGCAAGAAUCAUUCAGGCGGAUCUGUUGCGCUACCUGAUUAUGUACGUGGAGGGUGGCCUGUGGUCCGACAUUGACGUCGAAGCAAUCAGGCCAAUCGACCAUUUCAUCCCGAAGCGACACAGCGAACACGAUGUUGGUAUGGUCGUAGGGGUGGAAACAGACGAGCCAGCAUUGAAGGACCACCCUGUGCUUGGGGCAAAAGCUACAUCCUUCUGCCAGUGGACUUUUAUGUGCAAGCCGCGACUGCCAGUCAUGAUGAGACUAAUCGAUAACAUCUUGAUCUGGCUAUCAAGACUUGCGGUUGAGCAGGGAAGAUCAAUCUCAGAACUGGAGCUCAAUUUCGACGAGGUUCUCAACGGUACAGGACCAUCCGCCUUCACGACAGCCAUACUCGCUGAGAUGACAGCUUCGACUGGGCGGAAGUACACAUGGGACGAUUUCCACGACCUUGAGGAGUCAAAAGUUGUUGGAGGAGUGCUUGUGCUCACUUCUGAAGCAUUCGCUGCUGGGACUGGACACUCAGACUCUGGCAAUCACCAUGGUAAAGGUGCUCUAGUCAAGCAUCAUUUCCAUGCUUCUUCUUGGACCACAAAUCAUCCUCGCUUCAAGCAUCCAAUCUAUGGUGAGGUCGAGAAGUGUAACUGGGAUGUUGAGUGUGUCAAGCUCUGGGAUGCAAAUACUGCCUUCUUCGCCUCUCUACCAAAAGAAGAUCAGAGAAAGAUGAUCGGUCUCAAAGACCGCGAGGAGACCGCUGCAGCUCUGGAUGCUGAGUUCGCCGCUGCAAUGCCGAUGCUACCGAAAGCUGGUCCACCACCAGCCGUGAUGCCUGAAGCACCGGGAAACGACUUUCCAGCACUCGACGGCAGCGCGCAGGAGCCUUUGGCAGCCACGCAAGCUGAGAUACAGCCAGUUGAUGUGCCAGCAGGCAACGAAGCACCAUUACUAGCGGACUCGCCACCGGCGAUUGCAGGGCUUGGUUUGGCUGCGGCUCAGCCGGAAUCACAACCGGAAGCGCGAUCAGAACCUGAGCAAGAUACACCGGCUGGCAUACCCGAAGGCCUCGAGCCCGGCCUUGCGGCCGGCCUUGACCAAGUUGAUUGGCCAGUAGCUGCACCCGCCGAGCCAGUCGGUGAGCUCGUGGACGAUGCAGAAUAA